This is a messenger RNA of Kazachstania africana CBS 2517, 2295 nucleotides long. It is a transcript of the gene SQS1, whose product is annotated as Sqs1p. The record is from RefSeq and is a predicted model, not a curated record. The transcript has a single exon. Gene Ontology annotation, molecular function: nucleic acid binding. NCBI's taxonomy places the organism in Eukaryota, Fungi, Ascomycota, Saccharomycetes, Saccharomycetales, Saccharomycetaceae. Bases 1 to 2295 code for a protein of 764 amino acids.
AUGGCAAAGAGACACAAGCAUUAUCAAGGAGGUAGGAAAAAACGCUCUGGUGAUGGAAAUAAGAAAAUAUCACAUAAGAUGAAAAAUCGCCGUCGCUCAAAUCGUCCAACUGUCCAACAAUCUCAGAUUGACAACUGGCAUAACUCCUCUGUGCCCAUGGGUGGGGCCGAUUUUGGCUUUGAUAUUGAUAUGGAGGAGACUGAUUGUUAUAGGCCCAGCAGACCCACAAUUUCGGCGGAUGCUGUAGAGGAUUAUUAUUUUAAGAAGAAAUUUGGAGAUAAAUCGAUGAGACUUGGUGGAUUGAGACCUGGUCAUAGAUUUGAGGAUAGUGAAGAAAAUUUGGCCGUAAAUGGUGCUUCAUUUAGGAAAAGACCUAUGGUUUUCGUGAAAUCCAAAGAAUUAUAUGAUCCUUCUCACGACUUGAUCCUGAAGUUGGCAGAAAAGAACAAAAUCUCCAACUUUCCACCUCCUGAAGAAUCAUCUGAGCAUAUACAGAGUGCGUUGGAAGAAGAAGAUGAUGAUAGUGACCAGGAAAAGUCCUUGUUAACAGUAAGCGUGGAGUCCGAAGAAGAAUCAGAAGAGUCUAUUCCUGUAACUGACUCUUAUGCAGAUGUGAAAGAUGAGGAUUUGUUUGUUGUUGAUGAGGAUGGUGAUGUAGAAAUAGAUGAAGAAUUCAUUGAGAUUGAUGAGGAGACAUCUAUUAAGAGUCCUGAGAACUCUGCUGUGGAAUUCAACCCAUCUCUAGUUGUUGGCAAAGUAGAAUUGAAACUGAAAGCUGACGAAUCUAACUAUAAUAAUGUUGUAAUCGAAAGUCCAAAUCAUAGAGCACAUCCAUUCAGCUCUUAUAUUUCCAAUGUAAUGAAAAGUAUGAAUGACGAUUCUGAAUCCUAUGAUUCUUCCGACUAUGAUAAACAAAAUAUUCCUGACACUAUUGCACCUUACGAAAUCACUGAAGAUCAAGUUGACGAUUCAAACAUUGAGUCACCAGAAAUGGAAUAUAUGCAAAAUUCACAAUCUAGUAAACAAGAUAUCAAGCUGGCCAACAAUAUACAAUCUUUCCACAUAUCUGAAGAAGUGUCCAAUGCUGAGAGGGAUCAAGAUAAUUUUAAAGAUCAAGAAAUCGCCAUUGGUCUAAAUAGUGAACGUGCUGAACCAGAAUAUGGUUUUCUUGAUGAAGAUUAUGUUAUUGAUAACAGCGAGGUUGUAGUCACUAAUAUCAGGAUGGGAGUCAAUGAAAAUUCGUAUUAUUUGAAGUGCUAUAGAUUGUACGGUGAUCACAAGCCAAAAUGGACUACUCAAGAAAUGCUUACCGAUUUUUUAAUAAAUGACUUAGGGUUGCCUGAAAAUCGGGUUAUACCGUAUCUUAACUUUGUUCGUGAUUCAUUGGUCCCAAAGGAAGAACCUCCUGAACCAACUUUCUCUGAUAUUCCAUUUUCAGACACAAGCUCAGAAGAAGAAGACAAUACUGAUGGAGAUGAAAUACUGGAUGACAUGAGGGAAGGACUAGAUGAUCUUGUUUCAUAUGCACUAAAGUAUAGUGGUGGCAGAAAUCAAGAGUAUGAGACAAAAUCAAUGAAUCUUACUGGAAAAGGCAAAAAGAAGAAAUUAUUGAUAGAUGAGUCACUAGGAUUAGGUGAUGAAACUAUAGCAACUCUCCAAAGCAAACUGUCUCAUAGAUUGGGAAACAAAGCCAACAAAAGGAGGACAAAGGAGGACUUUAUUGACGAAGAAAACAGAAAUUCCAACGAUCUUUUCAAGAAGUAUCCACUUGGCCUUCACGUGCAUAAUAUAAAGGAUGAAUUCGAAGCAUUUAUUAUGGGAACCAGAGACAGAUUGAUUUUUCCGCCAUUAGACCCGCAUGGAAAUAAGACGGUAACUAAAUUUAGCAAGUAUUAUAAUAUGAAAAGCUCUAAAGCUGGAAAGGCUAACCAUACACAUAUUGUCAUUGAUAAAGUCAAAAAGACCAAGACAAAAACUCCAAAUUACAAUCUAAUUUAUCAGUUGCUCAAACAGCGUCCUGUUUUUAUGAGAAUUGAUGUCCAGAAAAUCAGAGAAGAGUUCGUUCGUACAGAGAGGGUGGCCGUGAAAAGUAGGUAUCAUGUCAAAGAAGGUGAGGUAGUUGGUGAGAAUGCACCAGAAAUUGGACAAGACAAUAUUGGGAGAAGAAUGCUCGAAAAACUCGGCUGGAAUAGUGGUGAAGGUCUUGGAGCUCACGGUAAUAAAGGUAUUAGUGAACCUGUAUUUGCUCGUGUCAAGAAAAACAAAUCAGGUCUGCGACAUGCAAAAGAUCAUUAG